AUGCAGAUCGGACACUUCUCAACUCUAUCCCUUCUAGGGUUAUUUUUACCUCUUACUUCACAUGCCUAUCCAAACUGUCCAUUAUUGGGCCCGGAUUUCCCAGCACCGACAAAGCUCUCAUGUUCACCAACUAUUCAGAGCGCAAAGGCCAUCUUAACCCGAGCCCUCACCCAGGUCAUCAAUUCGAGCAACUCAUCAUAUGGCCCCUUCGAUGCAACCAAUACCUCAUUCUCUCUAGAGGUUUUCUCGAUACAUGAGUCAGAUCCAGUAUUCGAGAAGCAUUUUACAGCGCCGGCCGUGGCUACAUACCAAGAUGGGACGAAGAACGUGAACUCCAACACAACAUAUCGUGUAGGGAGCCUGACCAAACUCAUGACUGUCUAUACUUUCCUCAUAGAAGCCGGAGACAUGAAAUUCAAUGAUCCUAUCACCAAAUACGUACCGGAACUACGAGACGCCGCUGAAGCUCUUAACGCUACUCAGGACCCAAUCGACUACGUUGCUUGGGAGGAUGUGACGAUUGGAGAACUGGCAAGCCAAAUGUCUGGUAUUGCACGAGACUACUCUGGAUUUGGAGAGUUAGACAGUCCAGUUGGUGAGCAAGGCAUUGAUCCUUCGACACUUGGCCUACCACCUCUCAAUGCAUCCGCCGUUCCCUUGUGUGCAGGAGGGGCAUUUUGCGACAGACAACAAUUCUUCGCCGGGUUCACCAAACGACAUCCAGUCUAUGCUCCUUCGACCGGAGCUAUCUAUUCAAAUGCUGCUUACAUGAUCUUGUCUUAUGCACUGGAGAACAUCACGGGAAUAGAUUUUCCUACCACGGUUCAAAAUUCUCUAUUCACACCACUUAAUCUCUCUUCUGGCACUUCCUGGACAUUGCCGCCUGCUGAUAAUUCUACCGCGAUCAUUCCCGAUGGAAGCUCAUUUGCGCUUAAUCUUGGUGAUGAGACUGCAGCGGGAGGUAUGUACACUACCCCUCGCGACGCCGUCACCCUCGGCCGCUCCAUUCUUUCCUCGGCUCUCUUACGUCCCGCUCUCACUCGCCGCUGGAUGAAACCACGCGUUUUUACCUCUGCCGCGCUGAGCAGCGUCGGAGCGCCCUGGGAAAUCCAGCGCCUCCAAAUAUCCCCCAACCACCGCCUCGUAGAUCUCUAUACCAAAGCUGGGGAUAUUCCCGGCUACUCCUCCCUCAUCGCCCUAAUCCCCUCCUGGGACCUAGGAUUCGUCAUCAUGACUGCCGGGGCCGAUCCAGGACCGACAGACAACAUUGUGGUGCUGGCAGACCUCAUAGCCAAGAUCUUCCUACCCGCCGUCGAGACAGCAGCCAGAGAGGAAGCCGACGCUGCAUUUUCAGGGACAUAUAGGAGUUCGAAUCCUAACCUGAACUCUUCUAUAACACUCACGACCAACCCCAGGAAACCGGGCCUGGGAAUAACAUCCUGGAUCAGCAACAGCACCGAUGUGCUCGCAUCCAAGAUUGGAGCGCCUAGUGCGCGGCUCUAUCCCUCUGGACUUAGCCGGAAGCUGCCAAAUGGCGAUUCGGUGACGGGGUAUAGAGCCGUAUUUGAGGAUACGAGCGCGACGCCAAUGGGCGGCCCGUUCACGCCCGCCUGCGAGACGUGGCAGACUGUUGAUCAGACGUACUGGGGCUCAGUGGCUAGUGAUGAGUUCUUGAUUACGGUUGGGAGUGAUGGUGUGGCGAAGAGUGUUACCCCAAGGAUUACGAGGGCGAAGCUGGAGAGGGUGGAUAUUGGAGCAAGGGGGGAGGAGAGAAGCGUCAGGUACAGGGUUUGA
This is a messenger RNA of Amorphotheca resinae ATCC 22711, 1794 nucleotides long. RefSeq lists its product as hypothetical. Bases 1 to 1794 code for a protein of 597 amino acids. The transcript is spliced from 2 exons. NCBI's taxonomy places the organism in Eukaryota, Fungi, Ascomycota, Leotiomycetes, Helotiales, Amorphothecaceae. The record is from RefSeq and is a predicted model, not a curated record.